AUGGGGAGUGGGGUGCCCAUCCAUGCUGAUCCGCUGCAGGAGGGGACCUACAGCCACUUGGGAAAAUUCCUGCCAAGGCCAGCCAGGUUGGAGGGGAAAGAUCCAUUAAAGGGCAGGCAGGUGAGUGCUGCUAGCAAGCUAUGUGGAGAAUGUGCUGCUGUACUGGUUCCAGCAGGUGACAAAACACGACCACCAUCCUCAAGCCCCUCUAGUAUUAUCCGGCGCACUUCCUCUCUGGAUACACUUGCUGCUCCAUACCUUGCAGGGCACUGGCCUCGUGAUAGUCAUGGGCAGGCUGCUCCUUGCAUGAGGGACAAGGCUACACAGACAGAGAGUGCAUGGGCCGAAGAAUAUGCUGAAAAGAAGAAAGGGUCUCACAAGCGUUCAGCAUCAUGGGGCAGUACAGAUCAACUUAAAGAGAUUGCAAAAUUACGCCAACAAUUGCAGAGAAGUAAACACAGCAGUCGACAUCAUCGAGAUAAAGAAAGACAGUCUCCAUUCCAUGGCAACCAUGCAGCUAUUAACCAGUGUCAGGCUCCUGUUCCAAAGAGUGCACUUAUUCCAGUAAUUCCCAUCACCAAAUCAACAGGUUCCCGGUUCCGAAAUAGUGUGGAAGGAUUGAAUCAGGAGAUUGAAAUAAUAAUUAAAGAGACUGGGGAAAAGGAAGAACAACUUAUACCACAAGAUAUUCCAGAUGGCCAUCGUGCACCUCCCCCCCUCGUACAGAGAAGCAGCAGCACACGCAGCAUCGACACGCAGACCCCUGGUGGGGCAGACAGGGGAAGCAACAACAGCAGCCGCUCUCAGUCUGUGUCCCCCACAUCCUUCCUCACCAUCUCAAAUGAAGGUAGCGAAGAGAGCCCUUGUUCAGCUGAUGACCUGCUUGUUGAUCCCAGGGAUAAAGAGAAUGGGAACAACUCUCCUUUGCCCAAAUAUGCAACUUCACCAAAACCUAACAACAGUUAUAUGUUCAAAAGGGAGCCUCCUGAGGGCUGUGAAAGGGUCAAAGUCUUUGAGGAAUGCUCGCCAAAGCAGCUUCACGAAAUCCCAGCCUUUUACUGUCCUGACAAAAACAAGGUGAAUUUCAUUCCUAAAAGUGGUUCUGCCUUCUGCCUCGUCAGCAUCCUCAAGCCACUCCUUCCCACACCAGAUCUUACUCUCAAGGGCUCUGGGCACAGUCUGACAGUUACCACUGGUAUGACAACCACUCUGCUGCAGCCUAUUGCUGUGGCCUCCCUGUCUACAAACACAGAGCAAGACCGGGUCUCUCGAGGAACAAGUACAGUCAUGCCAUCGGCCUCUCUACUUCCACCACCAGAGCCAAUUGAAGAAGCUGAAGGAUAG
Molecule: messenger RNA, 1344 nt
Organism: Puma concolor (puma)
Lineage: Eukaryota; Metazoa; Chordata; Mammalia; Carnivora; Felidae
Source: RefSeq, a predicted model, not a curated record